Truncatella angustata is the source of this 1935-nucleotide messenger RNA. RefSeq lists its product as uncharacterized. NCBI's taxonomy places the organism in Eukaryota, Fungi, Ascomycota, Sordariomycetes, Amphisphaeriales, Sporocadaceae. The transcript has 2 exons. The record is from RefSeq and is a predicted model, not a curated record. The coding region runs from base 1 to 1935 and encodes 644 amino acids. Gene Ontology annotation, molecular function: flavin adenine dinucleotide binding; monooxygenase activity.
AUGACUGUGGGACCUAUCCCCGUGCGCGAUGUGCCGUCAACGCGUUCGGCUCGGACGAGGCAAAUCGCCCCUGGGUCUACGAACUUGACCAUGCCGGAAUGGCCGCAGACAGCAAAGGAUACAUCUGUUGACGCCGACGCUGUUGCCACCAAAGUCAUUGGUUCUUUGAACCUGGCCCUCAAUCAAGGCGACAAUGCUGCAGUAGCCAAGCUCUUUUGUGAUGACGGCUACUGGAGGGACCACCUUUGCCUGACAUGGGACCUGCGGACCAUGAAGGGAAGCAGCAAGAUCAAGGGGUUUCUAGACAGCGUACAUCACCUCAAGAAGAUCGAUAUUGAUCGGUCCACUCCUCUUCGUGCCCCAUCCCUCCAAGCAAUCAACCCAAAUGAGACUUUAACAGGUAUACAGUUCUUCACCAAGGUUACCACAGACGAGGGCUCAGGACGAGGCCUCGUCAACCUUGUCGAAGAGUCCGGAGACUGGAAGAUAUUUACCUGUUUUACGACGCUCGAAACGCUCAGCGGUUUUGAAGAGCAGACUGGCCACAACAGGCCAAAGGGUGUCCAACACGGUGCAAUGAUAUCAAGAAAGAACUGGUUAGAUAGGAGAAAGGAAGAGGUUGAGUUUCAGAAUAAGGACCCAGAUGUUCUCAUCAUCGGCUGCGGUCAGGCCGGUCUCACAAUUUCCUCUCGUCUCAAAAUGAUAGGAGUCCCAACUCUAGUUAUAGAUGCAUGCGAAGAGGUUGGUGACGGGUGGAAGAACCGCUAUCACCAGCUCGUCCUACACGAUCCCAUCUGGUACGACCAAAUGCCAUACCUGCCGUUUCCUGAUUUUUGGCCUAUAUACACGCCAAAGGAUAAGCUUGCCGGCUACUUCAAGGCUUACGCCGAGAUGCUCGAGCUUAACGUCUGGACCAAGACUACCGUGGACUCCACAAGUUGGGACGAGUCCAAGCAUAAGUGGACCGUGCAGCUCAGCCGCCGAAUGCCAAACGGUAGCGUCGAGUCGCGCACACUGCACCCAAAGCAUGUUGUCCAAGCUACUGGCCACUCGGGCAAGGCCAACAAGCCCGACUUCCCGGGUUGGGAUAGCUUCAAGGGAGAUGUGAUCUGUCACUCUUCCGAGUUCAAGGGCGCUGGCCAAUACGGCACGGGCGAUCGCAAGGGCAAGAAGGCCGUUGUGGUCGGUUCCUGUAAUUCGGCCAUGGACAUCUGCCAGGCGUUUUACGAGGAAGGUUACGACGUGACCAUGGUCCAGCGGACGUCGACGGCCAUCAUAGGCGCCGAGACGAUCAAGAACCUGCUGCUCGGCAAGCUGUAUUCCCAGGACGGCCCGCCCGUCGAGGAUGCCGACAUGCUGAUCUGGGGCUGGCCCAGCGAGGUCUUCAAGGCCAUGCACAAGGAACUGACCCAUAUGCAGAUAGAGCAGGACAAGGAUAUCCUGGAAGGUCUCGAGAAGGCCGGUUACAAGGUCGACUACGGCCCAGAUGACUGCGGCAUCUUCAUCAAGUACUUCCAGCGUGGCGGCGGCUACUACUUUGACGUCGGAAGUUGCCAUCUCAUCAUUGAUGGCCAGGUAAAGGUCAAGCAAGGACAAGAAAUUGCCGAGAUCUUGGAGCACGGAAUCAAGUUUGCCGACGGCUCGGAGCUCGAGGCGGAUGAGAUUGUGGUCGCCACGGGGUACCAGAACAUGAGAACCACGUCGAGACAAAUCUUUGGCGAUAGCGUCGGGGACAAGGUUGGUGAUGUUUGGGGCUUCGACGAGGAAGGCGAGAUGAGGACCAUCUGGAAGCAGAGUGGGCAUCCCGGUCUCUGGCUUAUGGGUGGCAACUUUGCCAUGUGCAGAUACUACUCAAGGAUCGUGGCGCUGCAGAUCAAGGCUCAACUGGAAGGCUACACUGGCAGACAUGCAAGGCGGGACUCCAAGAUGAUGUGA